CCCGCCCUUCUAGCGAAGCCCAGGGUUGAUAACUGCCGGCUCACCCGGGCAAUCGCAAGCGCGACCGCCCGUAAUGGCUCCAGAUUCUUAGCCAACCUCUGUAUAGACUUAGAAUUUCAUCAUAACCGACAUCGCCAUGCCCGGAACAUACCCAUCCCCGAGACCGACGGUACCACGCGAGCGUGGCAAAUCGUGGAAAAAUGAGAGGAACUACAAAAAGGCCAUGGGCCAUGGCCACAAUCAAAGUGGAACUAUAAAAAGCCAUGCCCUCCGGAUCGCGUUGAAGGGAACCAAACACUUGUUUCUCUUUCCCUUCUGGUUCAACCAAACGCCCAGGCAGCAGAAACCCUCUCUACCUUCGCCUCGGGAUUACUACCCGUCAGAAAAGCGCCCACUUUCUCCUGAAUAUUGGGAUAUAGCGGACGUCAAACACUCUCAAAUGCCUUUGGAUGAGCCAGCUAAGAAAGAGAGGGUGUCGCAUGAAAUUCGCGAGGGCUUCCAGCACACCGAAUUGUGUGAGAGAUUAACGGGAGCUAAUCAGACCGUGCCUGCUACUAAUCCAAGAAAGCGCGAUGAUCAGGAGGGUGUUUUGAAAUUUGAUUUUAUCUACGACAUUCUCCUAUUCACUUUCGACAAGCAAUUGAGGCGACGCAUGGUAGUGGACUUUGAAACAGAGGCUAAUUUCAUGGACCACGAUGUCUUCGAAAGAAUGAAUGCCCGCAUGGACCCAUAUGAUGGCCCGCCAACCCAACUUACCACUCGCGGGGAAUUGACGCCCCUCGGUAAAGUGCAAGCAACAUGGAUUAUUGUUGGCUACGAAACGCCAUAUUGUGCCGAAUUCUACGUCGUGAAAGGUACCAGUUUCGAUAUUAUCCUCGGCACUACUUCAUGUCGGGCUAUCGGUCUUUCCUCUGUGGAUCCUAUGGUUGCCACACGACUCGAUAACUUGGAACAGACAUAGCGACUACACUAAUGUACACAUAGAAUGGAUUUGCUUUUAUUUGCUGGCGUUUACUGGGCGGGCUGAUUGGCUCGAAAUCAAACUUUUCUACCUGGCAGUGUUGCUACCUACGUAUUUCAGAGCUUAAUA
Aspergillus vadensis CBS 113365 is the source of this 1090-nucleotide messenger RNA. Its product is annotated as retropepsin-like aspartic protease. The coding region runs from base 137 to 961 and encodes 274 amino acids. The transcript has 4 exons. NCBI's taxonomy places the organism in Eukaryota, Fungi, Ascomycota, Eurotiomycetes, Eurotiales, Aspergillaceae. The record is from RefSeq and is a predicted model, not a curated record.